Molecule: messenger RNA, 2142 nt
Organism: Aspergillus caelatus
Lineage: Eukaryota; Fungi; Ascomycota; Eurotiomycetes; Eurotiales; Aspergillaceae
Product: iron-containing redox enzyme family protein
Exons: 1
Coding region: 1-2142 (713 amino acids)
Source: RefSeq, a predicted model, not a curated record
AUGGUAACUAACCUGGUGAAGGCUGCCGUGGCUCUUCUGUUCAUAGCCAUUGUCACAUAUACCAGAAAUCGUUGCAGAGGUCACAAGCGAGAACAAAGUGCAGUAAGCAAAACGAAUCACGAUGCCACGCAAGAAACGCAAGCACACAGGCCUAUGCCUGAGCAGCUCUAUAGAGACAUGUACUUCAAGCUGCACAAUAUCGAGGAAUACCCAGAUAUCAUCAAGCAGGGCCGCAACGUCCUACAGGCUUGUAUUUCAGAAGCGCUACAGGUAGCGCACAAAUACAAUCACCCCAUCUUACGGGUUGCGGAAUUUUCAGCCGCGGAGGUGUACCAGUUCCUACAAGCGGAGCAGGAUGCUGUGAUCAUGCAAUGGCGAGAUUAUCUGCAGAGAAGGGCCAGCGGCCAGGGGCGGGAAAUGUUCUUGUCCGCCGAUGAAGCGAGACAGUGGCUCAUCCGGAGGGCCCCCAUGAAGUUUGUUGACGGCGCAUGGCUGGGAUAUAUCCAUCGAACAACCAGUCCGUAUGCAAUGCGCUCCAUAACAAAGGAUCUAUGGCAGAUCCUCUCAGAGGAGAUUGGGGAUGGUGAUUUACGGAAAAGUCAUGUCCAUGUCUUUAGACAGCUGCUGCGAGACCUGGAUUAUGACCCUGGCCACGCUGACUCGCGGGAGUUUUCCAACAACAGUGAUAUGGAUGACCCUCACAUAUGGAAAGCAUCCAUCCUGCAGCUACUCAUCUCUUUGUCUCCCGCUGAAUUCUUUCCUGAGAUUCUGGGGUAUAAUAUGCACUUUGAGAUGCUUACCCUGGACACCCUUAUAGUCGCUAAAGAGCUGCGCGAAUUGAAUAUCGACCCAACCUAUUUUACUCUCCACAUUACCAUUGACAAUGCGCACUCAGGCCAUACAGCUAUAGCCAGCACUGCCGUGAUCAAGUAUAUGACAGCCAUUAAAAUGGAACAUGGCGAUGCUGUUGCCAAACGAAUGUGGAACCGGGUCCAAGCAGGAUAUGCCCUCUCCAGCUGUUCAACACCCGGAGUGAAGGGCCUUCCCAGAUCUUGGUAUAGUUCCCUCGCAGCAGAGAUAUUGGACAUUUUCAAGGCCAAAACUAGAGCAGCGGACGGGCUUCAUGACACCUGUCCUGUGCGGAUAGGAACCAAAUCGUUGGGCGAAUGGAUGAACCCGCAGACCUUUGAAUCAGAGAAGUCUCAAAGCGAGUUCCUCAUCAGCCUGAGUAACUCUCGGCCGUGGGUUUACAAAGGAGACAGUAACCGCAGCCGCAUCAUCCAUUCAAUGCUCUGGGAAGGUCGAAUGUUUGGGGCUUUCACAGAGUAUGAGGUUGCCAGGGUCAGGUGUUGGAUUGACAGCCUGUGUAAAGAAAGCAAAGAGCAGGAUUUCAUCCAUAAUGAUCAUUUCUCUGAGCAGUCGUCCCCCUUGCACGGCAAUGCCGUCCUCCUGGAUACUAGGAUCUCAAGUUUACCAAACAAAAUCCGCAACCUUGGACACGUGCGGGCGCCAGAUAUUCCUAACACCCGAGAGGCAAGCCCACUCACGCUGACUAUUCCAAGGGAUGCAACCGUGAAGUUAGAACGGUUAAUCCCGUUGUGGAUGACACACCCUUGCCUGCUCGAAUCGUGGGUCUCGGUGCCGUGGAGAAUCGGCAGCUCUGAAGGCUGCGCCUCCGUGCGUCUUCUUCGCGCUCAACACGGAUUCACACCGGAGCGCUCUGUAGUCGAUGGCAUGGACGAAGUUCGACGAGAGGACCCACAAGGACUGGUAGAAAUUGGACUGGAUAUCAUCAACCAGAGCGGAUCCAGGGCCCCACAGGAUCUCGAUGAGGUGCUCCGCUGGUGGCCCUCAUCAUUUGCAUAUACUCUAGCAUCACUCGCCAUGCAGCCAAGAAAGUAUACCUGGUGUCUUUUCGGUAUGACGCAGGCCUUUGUCCAUCUCCACAAAUAUCUGAGCGUCCAUGGUAGCGUCAUGUCCGCAAAGAGUCAAGCUAUCUUGGUGGAAAUCAGUGCCCGGGAACAGAUCAUCUUGGACUCACUUCGGGAUGGGCAAGUUGAGAAUGGACCUGAGGUCCGGGAAUUACACGCUGGAUAUGCGAUGGCCAAGACUGAAGUGGAGGCCUGCUUCAACCAAGAUUGA